Molecule: messenger RNA, 1384 nt
Organism: Erinaceus europaeus (western European hedgehog)
Lineage: Eukaryota; Metazoa; Chordata; Mammalia; Eulipotyphla; Erinaceidae
Gene: MNAT1
Product: MNAT1 component of CDK activating kinase
Exons: 8
Coding region: 137-1066 (309 amino acids)
Biological process (GO): regulation of transcription by RNA polymerase II; positive regulation of cyclin-dependent protein serine/threonine kinase activity; nucleotide-excision repair
Cellular component (GO): transcription factor TFIIH holo complex
Molecular function (GO): cyclin-dependent protein serine/threonine kinase activator activity
Source: RefSeq, a predicted model, not a curated record
GUGCCUGUUGGUAGGAAGCUGCCUGCGGUCCACUCUGGGCCGGGGUGAGGGAGGUGAGGGGCCCUGGUAGUCAGGGUGGUAGUGGCGGUUCUAGUUGAAGCGGACGUCGGUGCGAGUGUGCAGUGAAGAGGGUGCCAUGGAUGAUCAGGGCUGCCCCAGGUGUAAGACCACCAAGUACCGGAACCCUUCGUUGAAGCUGAUGGUGAACGUGUGCGGACACACGCUGUGUGAGAGUUGUGUGGAUUUAUUAUUUGUGAGAGGAGCAGGAAACUGCCCAGAGUGUGGUACUGCACUUAGGAAAAACAACUUCAGGGUACAACUCUUUGAAGAUCCUGCUGUUGACAAGGAGGUUGAGAUUCGGAAAAAAGUGCUAAAGAUAUAUAAUAAGAGAGAAGAAGACUUUCCUAGUCUCCGAGAAUAUAAUGAUUUCCUGGAAGAAGUAGAAGAAAUUGUUUUUAACUUGACCAACAAUGUGGAUUUGGACAACACCAAAAAGAAAAUGGAAUUAUACCAAAAGGAAAACAAAGAUGUCAUUCAGAAAAAUAAGUUAAAGCUGACUCGGGAACAGGAGGAGUUGGAAGAAGCCUUGGAGGUAGAACGACAGGAAAAUGAACAAAGAAGACUAUUUAUACAGAAAGAAGAACAACUACAGCAGAUUCUUAAGAGGAAGAACAAGCAGGCUCUUUUAGAUGAACUGGAAAGUUCAGAUCUCCCUGUUGCUCUGCUUUUGGCUCAGCACAAGGAUAGAUCUACCCAAUUGGAAAUGCAACUUGAGAAACCUAAACUAACAAAACCGGUGACAUUUUCCACAGGCAUCAAAAUGGGUCAACAUAUUGCAAUAGCACCUAUUCAAAAACUUGAAGAAGCUUUAUAUGAAUACCAACCAUUGCAAAUAGAAACAUGUGGACCACAAAUACCUGAACUUGAGAUGUUAGGAAGGCGUGGGUAUUUAAACCAUGUCAGAGCCGCCUCACCACAGGACCUUGCUGGAGGUUAUACUUCUUCUCUUGCUUGUCACAGAGCACUACAGGAUGCCUUCAGUGGGCUUUUUUGGCAGCCCAGUUAACCUUUAUUUCUCCUUUAGGAGAUCUGGACCUUAUAGACUAACCAGGUUAUUAGCAGAAGUAAAACAAACAUCAGAUUAUAGCUAAGUGCAGCUAUGUACUAUCACUAGCAGCUAUAUAAGUAUUUAUAAAGAACAUUUCAGAAUUAAGCUGAGUAGUAUAGUGGAUAAAUAUUUGUGAAAAAGAUUUUUUAUAUUUUUCUGAGAGGGAUUGAAGCCUUAAGCCUCAUCUAAUGGAAGAUAUGAAUAAUUCGCUUAUGUAUGCUUGAGGUUGACACACUUGUAAAAUCUCUUAAAAAAUAAAGCUAGACUUUAUAUUAA